This is a messenger RNA of Exaiptasia diaphana, 1263 nucleotides long. Its product is annotated as tachykinin-like peptides receptor 86C. The record is from RefSeq and is a predicted model, not a curated record. Gene Ontology annotation, cellular component: membrane. The transcript has a single exon. The coding region runs from base 9 to 1019 and encodes 336 amino acids. Gene Ontology annotation, molecular function: G protein-coupled receptor activity. NCBI's taxonomy places the organism in Eukaryota, Metazoa, Cnidaria, Anthozoa, Actiniaria, Aiptasiidae. Gene Ontology annotation, biological process: G protein-coupled receptor signaling pathway.
AUGCUACGAUGUCUCUUCCAAUGKAUGCAGAUAUGGCUUUUAAGAUUGUUUAUUCAGUUCAGAUUCUUACCAACAUCAUUGGAAAUAGUCUAGUGUGCUUGGUUGUCUGUCGCUUUCCGUUUAUGAAAACUUCAAUGAACUAUCUACUUCUCCAUCUUGCCAUCUGUGACGUAAUGGCGGGAGUGUUCUUCUCUGGUAAUCGCGUUUUCUUCGGACUUUACGACCAUCCAAGUGGUGAUUUUGGGGAUUUUCUCUGCAAGUUUGUAACUUAUGGGAAUCUAGCUUGGUAUGCUUCGUGCGCCAGUGUUUGUACACUUAUAGCAAUUGCAUGGGAAAGAUAUAAUGCUAUUGUGAAACCAUACUCUCCGAGAUUCUCGCAGAAGAAAGUCAAGAUAACGGUCGUCGUAAGUUGGGUUUAUGCGUGUGUUAUUUGUUUUCUAGACACUCUAGCUUUAAAAUACAAUCAGAACAUCAACUCUUGUGACUAUAUUUGGGAGCUAGAAUGGGUUGUUAAAGUUGACGCAGCAAUAUGGUUGUUUGUAUUUGGGAUCUUACCUUAUUGCAUUAUGAUGACGUUAUAUGGAAAAGUUGUGCAAACAUUAUGGUGCUCCCGGCGGGAAAGUGACAUUUCUCAAAUUAAUCUCUACAAAUCUAGGAAGCGAGUGACAAAAAUCACAAUGAUUGUGACUGCGAUAUUUUUUGCUUGCUGGAUGCCGAACAUGAUCAAUUACUUCAUAACGUCUUAUUCAGCCAAGCAAUCUUCCACAGUGGAAAAACUGGACAGCAUUUCUCCCUACGUCUAUCCAACUACAUUGAUGCUGGUUCUUUUCAAUUCAACAACGAACCCCUUCAUUUACGCGUUGCAGGAUGUUCGCUUUAGAAGAUGCAUGGGUCGAUUGCUCUGCCGAGGGUGUCGAGCAAACAAAAUUCGUACACAUGUGAACUCAGCCAGAAAAGAUGUUGAAAUUUUGGGAAAUAACCAACACUAUGUUGAAGCCAUGAAAGAGCAAAACAUUUAGAGAAUGCCGCUUGUUGUUGACUAUAUUUUUAUUGUUUUUUUUUUUUUUUUUGUAAUAUCCGGAAUAAUCUUCAAGACCGGAGGAAACCUUGAUUAUUUCGACUGCAAAACCCUUAUGCAAUUACAGCAGUUAUUACACAUUUGUUUGAUUAUGUAACAUGAGAGUGUCGAGAUUAAGCGUUGAUAUUAGUUCCUUUUGUUGUGUUUACUUUAAUCUUCUCAAAAUUUAUUAGAUCCUCGUUUCA